AUGGAGAAACGUGAUCUACAACAAUUCUUUGCCUGGCCAGUUGCAGAUGUCAUUGCACCGGGAUACUCUCAGAUCAUUAGUAAUCCUAUGGAUUUCAGUACCAUAAGGCAGAAAAUAGCCAAAACGUACAAUCAUCCAGAUACAAUUUAUUACAAGGCAGCAAACAAUAUAUUGCCCGUUGGCCUAAAUAUGGUUACAACAAGAAAGCUUCGCCAACUAAGUCCUGUAUUAACUUACAUGCAGGACAUGUCGAAAGAAGUACUUGGUUUUGAAUUAGGUACGGAAUAUCUUCAUAUUUCAGAUGUUCCUUUAACGGAGCAGCAAUUCGAACAGGAACGGGAACGGGAACAGGAAGAGCAUGGUAUGACGCCGGAGGAAAUCAUAAAACAAGUUCGAGGAGCCGCAAAAGCGGCAUCGGGUAAGUUAACGUUGAAAAGUUUGAAUUCUAAAGUGGAUUUCCUUCGACAAAGGGAAGAUGGGACAAUCACUUUACAUAACAAAGUACAGGGAGACGGCGUAAUUCCAGGAACUAAUCAAAGACCAGUCUCGUUGUUGCAUCUUAUAGGUAAAUUGAACAACGGCAAAGGAGCAUUAGCAGGAUUCCGAAAAUAUAGAAGAAAUACUUCGAAACCAAUAAAACCUUUGUAUUACGGUGCCUUUGAUUCUUGGGAUGAGGUUCUUGAACCGGUUAUGAAAUACGGUUAUGAAAUUGCUGUGCAAUACGCAGAAUCCAUAUUAGACAAUGUUAAAUACUGUGAUUAUACAUUAAUUAUGUUCGAUGACCUGUUGGAAAUUCUGAUAGGAGAUCACAGAAAGACUAAAAAAUUCCUCGAGGAAAAACGUAGACGCAAAGAAGGGGAAGAGUAG
Heterotrigona itama is the source of this 867-nucleotide messenger RNA. The record is from the annotation of a GenBank genome assembly. Lineage: Eukaryota; Metazoa; Arthropoda; Insecta; Hymenoptera; Apidae.